AUGUACAAACCGACCCAAGCCACCUUAGCGUCGAUUUACCCUUUCACAACGGUCAUUCCAAUAUUAAGCAUUAUUGUUAGUUUGGAAACAGGAAUUCACUGUGACGAAGGCACAGGAGAGAUAUUAUC
Racocetra fulgida is the source of this 128-nucleotide messenger RNA. NCBI's taxonomy places the organism in Eukaryota, Fungi, Glomeromycota, Glomeromycetes, Diversisporales, Gigasporaceae. The record is from the annotation of a GenBank genome assembly.